AUGGCUAAAAAAUUCAACGUCCAAGAAGAUUAUCAAAAACAAUAUACCUUUGUUGAUCCUUCUAAUUCCACCGACGUACAUCGAACUCCGCCACCCCAUAUUCCCGAGAUUGAGCCUCCAUUUCCUCCAGUGAAUUUGGACAUAGAGAAGAUUAUGAAACAAAAGUCACCUAAAAAAAUAAAAAGUAAACCACCCAAUAA
Messenger RNA from Ambispora leptoticha, 200 nucleotides. The record is from the annotation of a GenBank genome assembly. Lineage: Eukaryota; Fungi; Glomeromycota; Glomeromycetes; Archaeosporales; Ambisporaceae.